UGCCAAGUAAGCAAAAGGGAUAGAUAGCUAUUAUUUCAGAUGUUUCAGUUUCGAGAACUAAGUAAAUGCAAUCUUCGUUAUAGUUCUUCCUCCUAGUGCAUUAACCAACUCCGCCUGGAGUCCCUCCGGGGGCUACUGCCGGUCCCAAGCCCGGAUAAAGGAGGAGGGUUGGGCAUGGGGUUAGCGUCCCCAUCCCGUAGAAAACUAACUCGCUAAAAAAACGCUAACCAGAGAAAAUUAUUCAAAUCUUUUAAACUCUGCCCUGGGAGUCAGAAGGUCUUCAUUUAGAAGAAUUAUGACGCCUCAUGAUGAAAGCCGAAUUCCUUAGGAAGUUACGAGGCCGAUGCCCCUUCUGACAACCAGAGCAACCAUUUAUUUAGGUACAUGGAAUGUUCGUACAUUGUGGCACACCGGAAGAGCUUUCCAAAUAGCUGCAGAAAUGAGGAGAUACAACCUAGAGGUACUUGGGAUCAGUGAAACACAUUGGACACAAGUUGGACAACAACGAUUAACUACAGGAGAGCUCCUAUUAUACUCCGGCCAUGAAGAAGAAAAUGCACCACAUACACAAAGAGUUGCAUUGAUGCUGUCCAAACAAGCGCAAAAUGCGCUUAUAGGAUGGGAAUCUCAAGGACCAAGGAUCAUCAAAGCCUCCUUCAAAACAAAGAAAGAGGGCAUUUCAAUGAACAUCAUCCAAUGCUAUGCGCCUACCAACGACUACAAUGAAGACGCUAAAGAUCAAUUCUACAAUAGGCUGCAGUCAAUCGUCGAGAAGUGCCCAACAAAGGACCUGACUAUUCUGAUGGGAGAUUUCAACGCCAAGGUUGGAACGGACAACACUGGAUAUGAAGACAUCAUGGGACGACACGGACUGGGAGAAAGGAACGAAAAUGGUGAGAUUUGCAAAACUAUGUGCCUUCAAUAAAC
Schistosoma intercalatum is the source of this 927-nucleotide messenger RNA. The record is from the annotation of a GenBank genome assembly. Lineage: Eukaryota; Metazoa; Platyhelminthes; Trematoda; Strigeidida; Schistosomatidae.